AUUUCUAACAAAAAAAAUAUUUUUUAUUAAUAAUUAUUUUAUUUUUCUAUUUUAAUAAACAUUAUUAAUAUAAUCAAUUUAUACUUUCAACGAAUCAAUAAUACAAAUUAUAUUAUAAUGAAGUUUGUCUAAAUUUAUUAGAUUAAAUCAGAUUAAAAAAAUUAAUAUAUAUAUCGAGAAAAUAUAAAUAUUUUUACAAAUUACUAAUAUAUUUAAAUAAUAUAUUGAUUCUUUAUAAGUACUAUUUUUUAUAUUUUUUCUAUAUUUUUUCUUCUUAAUCCUAAUUUAUACAAAAAUUAUUUAAAAUUAAAAAUAAAAAGAAAACUAUUUUUAAUUUCAAAUCAAUAAUUCAUGUAAACAAUAUUAUUCUUCUUUUUUAUUUAAAACGCUACAUUUUUUUAUAUACAGAAUAUUGACAUAUUGAUAAGACAUUUUUGGAGGAUCAAUUUUAGAUAACAAAUACAAAAUUGAUAUAAAAAUAUUAAUUGAAAUUUAUUAAAUAAUAAAUAAUUUAAGUUUGCAAUCAUCAUGAAACAAGAUGAAAACAACGAAAUUGCAGUGUUAUCUAAUACAAACUUCAAUUAAUUAUAACUUAAUAAAGAGAUUUAAUUUAUGUAUAUCAACUUUUAUGUUUGUUUUAUCGUUAUUUGGUUUUUAUAAAAAGGUCCGCCAAAGAUAUAUCUAUAUUCCAUAAAUAUAUUAAUACUCUAUAUAAAGUAUUUUCGUAAAAGUUCGUAAAAAUAAAAAAUAUAAUUAUUUUAUUAAUUUAAUUAAAUAUUCUAUUCGAUUAAAAUAUUUAUUAUUCAUUAAAAAUUCAUAUUAUUUAAUAACACAAACUUAAUGAUCAUAUUAUUAAAAAAGAAAAUCUGUUUUAUUAUAUUAGUAUAAUAAAUAUCUCACAAAUGCCAAAAUAUUAAUAAUAAUAUUUUAAAUAUUUUAAAUUUAGUGUUAUUAUUUUAUGUUCAUGUCAAAAUAUUUAUAUCAUUUUAUUAAAUUGAACUGUAUUAUUGUUCUCAGAAUAGUAAUUGAAAUGCAUUACCAUGUAUUAAAAAUGUUUUAUUUAUGAUAUUCUAAUUCAAAUACAAUAAAUCUUAAUAAUUUUAACCUAAGUGUCUCUUCUUAUUAACAUUAUGGAUCAUUAGAAUUGUAAAUAACAUUAUAUAUAAGAUUUGAGCAUUAAAAUAUUGCUUAUUUUUGUAAUAAAAGUAUAAAGGAAUAGUAUACCUUUUCGAUUUAAAGUUUUUAAAUAUUAUAUACUAUAUUAUAACUGUAUAAAAAAAAAAUUUAAUCACAUAUAAACAUCUUAAAAUCAAUAUCAUUAAAAAAAGUUUAAAAAUGGAUAAAAUAAAAAUUGUGCAAUCUAAUAAUAAAGAGAAUUUAAAAAAUACUAGUGAUAGUCAAAUACAAAAGUUUUAUACUGGAAAAUAUAUAUUUUUUACAGGAUGCACUAGUAUUCUUGGAAGUAGUAUUUUAGAAAAAAUUCUAAUUUCGUGCACUGAAAUUAGCAAAAUUUAUAUUAUGAUUAAAUUAAAAAAUGAUAUAUUGAUAAAAGAACAAUUGAAAAAAUAUUUUCAAAAUGAGAUAUUUAAUACAGUACGUGAAUCGAAUCCGAAUUUUAUGGAAAAAGUCGUACCAAUUUAUGGUGACUUAAGCAAAGCCGAUUUAGGUCUAUCAUCAGAAGAUCGUCGAUGUUUGAUAGAAAAUGUGAAUAUAAUAAUUCAUAACGGAUCGAUCGUACAAUCAACAAAAGUAUCCUACAUAUUACGUUUAAACGUAAUUGCAACACAAACACUCCUUGAAUUAGCUAUGGAAUGUUCACAUUUAGAAGCAUUCGUAUAUGUUUCGACUGCAUUUUCUCAUCCUUAUAAGCAAAUCAUCGAAGAAAAAUUUUAUCCUAUAUAUGCGGGCAAUAUAAAAAUAAUCGAAGAUGUGAUACGAGCCGAUGAGGAGAAUGAAUCUGGAAUUACCAAUGAAGCACUACGCGAUAUUAUAACAGACUGGGUAAAUUUGUAUAUCUUUAGCAAAGCUUAUGCUGAAGAUUUAGUUUACAAUUUUGGCAAAAAAAAGUCGCUUCCUUGUGUUGUCUUCAGGCCUUCCAUGGUUGUAUGUACAAAUGAAAAGUUAGUUCCAUCAAAGAAUAAAAAUGGUCCAGUAAUGUUAGCGACAGCAAUAAGUCUAGGUUACAUACAUGUAUCAAAUCUAAAGAAGACUGAUACUAUGGAUCUAAUUCCAAUUGAUAUGACAGUUAAUAGUCUUUUGGCAAUGAUCUGGGAUUUCGUUGUUUAUAGGAAAAAAGAAGAACCACAACAAGUAUAUAAUUAUGGUUCUACUGAUUGGAAUCCCAUAACAGUAGAUUCGGCGUCAAAAAUGAUAUUUAAAGAAAUAGAAAAAAAUCCAUCAGAUAAUGUAAUUUGGAAACCAUAUUUAAUAUAUAUUCAAAAUAUUUAUCUUUUUUCGAUACUUAACAUACUAUUGAAUGUUAUUCCUAAUAUAUUGAUUGACUUAAUUUUAUUAAUUAGUAAAGGGGAACAACCACCAAUUAUGAGAACAAUUCACAAGCUGAAGAAACAUUAUUUCCCAUUUAUACAAAUCUUUAGGUCUAAUCAGAUUAUAAAAACAAAUAAAUUUAAAGAAUGUCUAACACGUAUGAAUACAACCGAUUUAAAAGAAUUUUCUUUUAAUUUAGCAACACUGAAUUGGAAUGAUAGCGUGGUUAAAUUAAUGACAUGUUGUCGAAAAGAAAUGAAUGAACCAAUAACUGCAAGUCCUGCUACAAAAAAAAAGUAUCAAAAUUUAGUAAAGUUACAUUUCAUUAUUUGUUCUUUACUUAUGCUGUUUUUAUUGUAUUUUUUCUAUAGAAUAUUGUCUAUUUUUUAUCAUUGCUGUCAUUGAUAUAAUAAAUAUAAGAUGAAGUUAUUA
Messenger RNA from Apis cerana (Asiatic honeybee), 2919 nucleotides. Its product is annotated as fatty acyl-CoA reductase 1. The record is from RefSeq and is a predicted model, not a curated record. Lineage: Eukaryota; Metazoa; Arthropoda; Insecta; Hymenoptera; Apidae. Gene Ontology annotation, molecular function: alcohol-forming very long-chain fatty acyl-CoA reductase (NADP+) activity. Gene Ontology annotation, cellular component: peroxisome. Gene Ontology annotation, biological process: long-chain fatty-acyl-CoA metabolic process.